AUGCCAUCGCCGAAAACCAUAGUUAUUGUAGGUGGAGGUCCACGAGGCGUUUCCGUUCUCGAACGCCUUGUUGCUAUUCUUAAUUCAAGACGUAAUGUUGAAGAAUUAACCAUCAAAUUGAUUGAUAGGAUCCAGCCUGGAGCAGGAGCUAUUUGGGAGACGUCACAAACAAGAGUAUUAUGUAUGAACACCCUUGCCGAUGCAGUUACUCUCUUUACUGAACCAGGAUCUACAAUUUCAGCUCCAAUUGAGCCAGGACCAACACUUUAUCAAUGGAUCAAAGCAACAUUGUAUAAA
Trichomonas vaginalis G3 is the source of this 297-nucleotide messenger RNA. RefSeq names its product FAD-NAD(P)-binding family. The annotation marks the transcript as partial. The transcript has a single exon. NCBI's taxonomy places the organism in Eukaryota, Parabasalia, Trichomonadida, Trichomonadidae. The record is from RefSeq and is a predicted model, not a curated record.